GCAGAAUCAGUCAUGAAGCUCCUAGUGCUCCUCGUGCUCGCUGUGUUCACAGGUUGCAAUGCGAACCUCGUGUGGCAGAGUCCCCCCCAACGCCAGGUGGACAUGGUCAAAGAUGCUUUCUGGGACUACGUUGCCAGGGCAACCAUGACCGCCGAGGACUCCCUGAAGCAGAUCAGACGGUCUGAGCUGGGGAGGGACGUGAACAGCCUGAUCUCUGAGAGCACCGACGCCGUCAACAAGUUCACCGACGCUCUGCGGACUCAGGUGGCUCCUCUCACCCAGGACCUCAUGUCUAAGUUUACCCAGGAGGCCGAGCAGCUGAAGGCCCGUCUGGAGAAAGAUCUGACCACCGUGAGCGCCGGCCUGAAGCCCUACGCCGAGGAGCUGGUGGCACGCCUCCAGAAGCAGGUGGAGGAGCUGAGGAGGGAGGCGACCCCCUACGCUGAGGCCAUGGACCCAGAGGCCCUGAAGGCCGUGCUGCUGCAGAAGAGCCAGGAGCUGAAGGGCCAGCUGGACGUGAGCGUGCAGCAGCUGCAGGCCCAGAUGGUUCCCUACACCCAGGAGAUGAAGCAGAAGAUGGAGCAGAGUCUGGAGGAGUUUCAGACCAGCAUGAUCCCCCUGACCCAGAACUUCCAGACCCAGCUGACGCAGAAGACCCAGGAGCUCCAGCAGAACCUGGCUCCAUACGGAGAGGAGCUGAAGGACAAGCUGGACACCGACGUCCAGAACCUGAAGAAGCAGCUGGCUGCUCUGUGGGAGUCCUUCACUCAGCUGACCCAGUAAACAAACAGCUGAUCCGUCGUCACUGAUCUCUGGUGGAGAGAGUCCAGUAGCUCAUGUUCUUUAUGUUUAUACAGUAUUCUGUCUUUUGUGUGACUGUUUACAA
This is a messenger RNA of Seriola dumerili (greater amberjack), 886 nucleotides long. RefSeq names its product apolipoprotein A-IV-like. Gene Ontology annotation, cellular component: high-density lipoprotein particle; extracellular region; blood microparticle. The transcript is spliced from 3 exons. Gene Ontology annotation, biological process: reverse cholesterol transport; lipoprotein metabolic process; cholesterol efflux. Gene Ontology annotation, molecular function: phospholipid binding; phosphatidylcholine-sterol O-acyltransferase activator activity; cholesterol binding. The coding region runs from base 13 to 783 and encodes 256 amino acids. The record is from RefSeq and is a predicted model, not a curated record. NCBI's taxonomy places the organism in Eukaryota, Metazoa, Chordata, Actinopteri, Carangiformes, Carangidae.